CCUACACCACGGGCACACAAACACACGCAGCGUACCAGUCAUAGGGGGCAAGCGGCAUCGGCAUUGGCGCUGUGUUUUAUACGCGACGCGAUUCUGUUGGCGUGCAGACGUCUUUACGGUAAAUGGACAUUUCUGCACAUGGCAUGACUCAUGCAACACUGCCCAUACAAAUAAGCAGGAACAAUGAAAAAUAAUCAAAAGUAUGCAAAACUGCCCCAAGAUUUGGAUCUAAGCUUUCAAAGUGAUUUAGACUUGCUGCCGGACACAGCAGCCGAUAUCGAUGUCGAUGAGUUCAAUGCGAGUGGAACGCCACCUGCUGGUUUAAUACUAAACGACGACGACGUCGACGCCGGCGACGACGACGACGACGACGACGAAGACGACGAAAUUGUCAUUGCAGCGCAGGUUGUGGGCGGCAGCGACGGCAGCGGCGGUGGCGGGGGCCUGCGUUUAGCCACACGUAAGCAGCGUAGACAGCGCAAGCAGCAAUACGAGCAGAAAUUAUACAACAAUAAGAACAAGAUCUGCGGACUGGGCAGUGACAGUGUUAUCGAGACGGGUCUAACCCUUACACCCGAAAUGCUGCUCUCCACCUCCGAGUCAUCCACGCACAGCGCCUCCGAGGUAGCCGGACGCUUGCAGGUAGAUGUGCGGACCGGCUUGAAAUGGACAGAGGCAAAAUAUCGCGCCAAGAUCAUCGGCCACAAUGAGCUCAAUGUCAUCGAGGAGGAUCCGACUUGGAAGAAGUACAUCGAGCAGUUUAGGAAUCCUCUAAUCCUACUGCUGCUCGGCUCCGCUCUCGUCUCGGUGAUCAUGAAACAGUUUGACGAUGCCGUCAGCAUAACCAUAGCGAUUCUCAUUGUGGUUACGGUCGCCUUCAUCCAGGAGUAUCGUUCCGAGAAGAGUCUGGAGGAGCUGAAGAAGCUGGUGCCACCAGAGUGCCAUUGCCUGCGCGAGGGACGCCUCGACACAUUCCUCGCACGCGAACUGGUGCCCGGCGAUGUGGUCUAUCUCAAUGUGGGCGAUCGUGUGCCCGCCGAUGUGCGUCUCUUCGAGGCAGUCGAUCUCUCCAUUGACGAGAGCAGCUUUACCGGUGAAACGGAGCCGGCACGCAAGAUCACCGACGUGCUGCUAAACAAUACUAACGUCAAGGAUCACAGCAACAUGAAGAACAUUGCCUUUAUGGGCACCCUGGUCCGAUGUGGCAAUGGCAAGGGCAUUGUGGUCAGCACGGGCGAGCGCAGCGAAUUCGGUGAGGUCUUCAAGAUGAUGCAGGCCGAGGAGGCGCCCAAGACCCCUCUGCAAAAGUCGAUGGACAUACUAGGCGCUCAGCUGAGCUUCUACUCCUUUCUCAUUAUUGGCGUCAUCAUGCUGCUCGGCUGGCUACAGGGCAAACCUCUCUCGGAGAUGUUCAACAUCAGCGUCUCGUUGGCCGUUGCCGCCAUACCCGAAGGUCUGCCCAUUGUGGUGACUGUCACCCUGGCACUGGGCGUCAUGCGCAUGGCCAAGCGCAACGCGAUUGUCAAGAAGCUGCCCACCGUGGAGACAUUGGGCUGUGUCAAUGUCAUUUGCUCGGACAAGACCGGCACGCUGACCAAAAACGAAAUGACGGCCACAAUUAUCAUUACUUCGGACGGGUACAUGGCGGACGUGACUGGUGCCGGCUAUAAUGACCAGGGGGAGAUACACAUUCGUCACUGCAACAACGUGGAAAUGGCCAAGACGAAUAUUACGAAUCUCCUAGAGAUUGGCGCCGUUUGCAACAAUGCCUACAUACAGAACGGCACGCUCCUGGGACAGCCGACAGAGGGUGCUCUCGUUGCCGUUGCCAUGAAGAAUGGCAUGUAUGCCACGGCCGAGAACUAUGUGCGCAUCCAGGAGUAUCCCUUCAGCUCGGAGCAAAAGAUGAUGGCCGUCAAAUGCAUACACAAAUACAACAACAACAAGGAGGAAAUCUUCUUUGCCAAGGGCGCACUCGAAAUGCUGCUACCCCAAUGCACCAAAUAUCAAUUUGGCACCCAAACCGUGCCCCUCACCAAGCAGAACGAGGCCGAGUUCCUGGCCGAGGCCUAUGAAAUUGGACGCAAAGGCUUACGCGUGCUGGCCCUGGCCAAAGGCAGAUCCAUGCAGGACUUGAUCUAUUGCGGCUUGGUCGGCAUCACCGAUCCGCCGCGACCCCUCGUCCGGGAGUCCAUUGAGAUGCUGAUGCAGAGCGGCGUUCGUGUCAAGAUGGUCACUGGCGAUGCCCAGGAGACGGCAAUGGCUAUUGCAAGCCUGAUUGGCAUUGAUACCAUACAUCACCAGACCCUAUCUGGCCAGGAAAUGGAUCAAUUAAACGAGCAUCAACUCGACAAGGUGGCCAACAAUGUCAGUGUUUUCUAUCGUGUCUCGCCGCGCCAUAAGCUCGAGAUUGUCAAAUCGCUGCAACGCACUGGCAACAUUGUGGGCAUGACGGGAGAUGGUGUCAACGACGGGGUUGCCCUCAAGAAGGCGGACAUUGGCAUUGCCAUGGGCAAGAACGGCACCGAUGUGUGCAAGGAGGCGGCUGACAUGAUUUUGGUCAAUGAUGAUUUCCACACCAUUAUCGCUGCCAUUGAGGAAGGCAAAGGCAUCUUCUAUAACAUUCGGAACUUUGUGCGCUUUCAGCUGAGCACUUCGAUUGCGGCAUUGGCACUGAUUGCCCUGGCCACGUUGAUGGACAUUGCCAAUCCGUUGAACGCGAUGCAGAUACUCUGGAUCAAUAUCAUAAUGGAUGGGCCGCCGGCCCAGUCGCUGGGCGUAGAGCCCGUGGAUCAUGAUGUGCUCAAGCAGAAGCCGCGCAACGUCAAACAACCGAUGAUCACCAAAUCCGUGGUGGUCAAUGUGCUGCUCAGCGCCAGCAUAAUUGUGCUGGGCACAUUGUGGGUGUUCCAGCGGGAGAUGGCCGAUGGCACGUUGGGCAAAACGAAGCGGGACACGACCAUGACAUUCACUUGCUUUGUGUUCUUUGACAUGUUCAAUGCGCUCUCCUGUCGCUCGCAGACGAAGAGCGUCUUUACCAUCGGGCUGACCACCAAUCGGAUGUUCCUGCUGGCCGUUGCCUUCUCGAUCAUUGGCCAAAUGCUGGUCGUUUAUUUUCCACCGCUCCAAAUGGUAUUCCAAACAGAAGCGCUCACCGCCUACGACAUACUCUUUCUGGUCACGCUUACCUCCUCUGUGCUGAUCGUCUCCGAGAUAAAGAAGUGGUUCGAGCGCUCCCUGGAACGCAAAAUGUACAGCACCCGGUCCGAGUUGGACUUUGUAUGACAAAACGCAAGCGCUAGAGCUGAGUUGCACCCAAAAGCCGAGUAAAUUAAAAAAUUAACAAACAAAAAAUCACAAAAAAAUAGCAAAACUAUGCAAAAACCAAGUGAGGAGCGUGGCAGCGUGAACGGGGGAGAGAGCGGGAGAGAAAAUGAGCGACAAUUCAGCGAAAAGUGUGUUUAAUUUUACAUUUGACUUAGUCAGCGCCAGAAAACCAACAUCAACUUAGCAGCAACAAACAAACUUAAAUUGAAACAAAAGGAAUUCAAAAACGACAGAACAACAAACCCAGAACCAGAUAAAUGACAAAACAAUGGAAAUUCAAAUUCGUUAAAAUCUUGUGAUCCCGCCAAUUCCAAUCGAUUUCGUAUGUAUCUAUUAGUAGAAAAAUGUAAGCUGGAAAUUA
Messenger RNA from Drosophila montana, 3688 nucleotides. RefSeq names its product secretory pathway calcium atpase (gene SPoCk). Gene Ontology annotation, molecular function: ATP binding; ATP hydrolysis activity; P-type calcium transporter activity. NCBI's taxonomy places the organism in Eukaryota, Metazoa, Arthropoda, Insecta, Diptera, Drosophilidae. The record is from RefSeq and is a predicted model, not a curated record. Gene Ontology annotation, biological process: intracellular calcium ion homeostasis; calcium ion transmembrane transport; manganese ion transport. The transcript has 5 exons. The coding region runs from base 184 to 3285 and encodes 1033 amino acids. Gene Ontology annotation, cellular component: Golgi membrane; endoplasmic reticulum; plasma membrane.